Molecule: messenger RNA, 1722 nt
Organism: Opisthocomus hoazin
Lineage: Eukaryota; Metazoa; Chordata; Aves; Opisthocomiformes; Opisthocomidae
Source: RefSeq, a predicted model, not a curated record
GGAAUGAUGUACCUGGAAGAGAGGAGGCUUGUCCACCGGGAUUUGGCAGCCCGUAAUGUCUUGGUGAAAUCACCAAACCAUGUGAAGAUCACUGACUUCGGCUUGGCUAGACUUUUGGAAGGGGAUGAGAAGGAGUAUAAUGCUGAUGGAGGGAAGAUGCCAAUUAAGUGGAUGGCUCUGGAGUGCAUACACUACAGGAAAUUUACCCAUCAGAGUGAUGUGUGGAGUUAUGGAGUCACUAUCUGGGAGCUUAUGACCUUUGGUGGAAAGCCGUACGAUGGAAUCCCAACUCGAGAGAUCCCUGACCUCCUGGAGAAGGGAGAGAGGUUGCCCCAACCUCCAGUCUGCACUAUUGAUGUUUAUAUGGUGAUGGUGAAGUGCUGGAUGAUUGAUGCUGACAGUCGGCCCAAAUUCAAGGAGUUGGCUGCUGAAUUCUCUAGAAUGGCUCGAGACCCUCAGAGAUACCUAGUAAUUCAGGGAGAUGAUCGUAUGAAGCUCCCAAGCCCAAAUGACAGCAAGUUCUUCCAAAACCUUCUCGAUGAGGAAGACCUGGAAGAUAUGAUGGAUGCUGAAGAGUAUCUUGUUCCUCAGGCCUUCAACAUCCCUCCUCCCAUCUACACCUCCAGGACAAGAAUUGAUUCCAACAGGAACCAGUUUCUGUAUAGAGAUGGUGGCUAUGCUGCAGAAGUGCCGAUGCCAUACAGAGCUCCUGGCUGCAGAAUACCAGAAGCCCCAGUUGCUCAAGGGGCCACAGGAGAGAUCUUUGAAGAUACUUGCUGUAAUGGCACGCUACGAAAACAAGUGGCAACCCUGCCAAAAGAGGACAGCAGCACCCAGAGGUACAGCGCUGAUCCCACAGUCUUCAUACCUGAGCGGGUUGUCCGGGGAGAGCUGGAUGAGGAUGGGUACAUGACGCCAAUGCGAGACAAACCUAAAACAGAUUACCUAAACCCGGUGGAAGAGAACCCAUUUGUUUCCCGACGAAAGAAUGGAGAUGUCCAAGCUGUGGACAACCCAGAGUAUCAUAAUGCUCCGAACGGGCAGCCCAAAGCAGAGGAUGAGUAUGUCAACAAGCCAUUGUACCUCAACACUUUUGCAAACACCUUGGAAAAUGCCGAGUACCUGAAGAGCAAUUUGCCAGAGAAAGCCAAGAAGGCCUUUGACAACCCAGACUACUGGAAUCACAGCCUGCCCCCACGAAGCACCCUCCAGCACCCGGACUAUAUGCAAGAGUACAGCACAAAAUACUUUUACAAACAGAAUGGACGGAUCCGGCCCAUUGUGGCAGAGAAUCCUGAAUACCUCUCCGAGUUCUCCCUGAAGCCCAGCACUGUGCUGCCCCCACCGCCCUACAGACACCGAAAUACAGUGGUGUAGUGACCACCGUCUUCAGAAGUGGAAAGGCAACCCCUUCUAGCUGUCUCACUUCUCCUCUCUUGCUCUCCUUUUCUCUCUCUUCCCUCUCUCCCUUUCUUUCUCCCAUGAGCUUCCUCUUCUUGCCAGUUCAUUCAUUUUUGAUAUAUCCAAGUGAAAGAAUGUCUUGCAGUUGUUUGCAGAUUGGGUUGGGAACCAGGAAGGAAGGAAAGAGACUGAAAGAAGGUGUGUAGAACCUGGCGUUUCUCACUUUCCACAGAUCUGGAGGGUCGGAUUUUCGGAGAAGCCAGACAGUACCAGUAAUGGCCAGUGGCAGUGUUGCCUGCUGUCGAGCUAGUUCUCAGUGAU